Messenger RNA from Apiotrichum porosum, 876 nucleotides. RefSeq lists its product as uncharacterized. Bases 1 to 876 code for a protein of 291 amino acids. The record is from RefSeq and is a predicted model, not a curated record. The transcript has 2 exons. NCBI's taxonomy places the organism in Eukaryota, Fungi, Basidiomycota, Tremellomycetes, Trichosporonales, Trichosporonaceae.
AUGUCCUUGUCCUCAAACCCCAUAUUCGAUUCAACGAGGGCAACAUACAAACCUGCCAUCGCGCCUCACUUCCCGCGCGCCGAACAUACGCGGCGGCACAGUCACUACGCCGAUCCCGUCAAGAGAGCGAGCGCGCGUAUUCUCUGGGCUGCGCGCAACGCGAGCGUCACCUGGGCGCGCGCCGUGGAGACACAAUCUUGGGACGACAUCAACGCUGUCGUGCAGCGUCUCGUCGUUUUUGACAAGGUGUACGAGCUGAACCAGGAUCAAUGGGGCAAGCGACCACGUCUUACGGCUCAAGAGUGGUACUCCGAGACAAGAGGGUUCUCUGCCGUGGCGUACCAGAUGGCCGCACGCACGCUGCGAGAUGUCGAACAGUUGCAUCACCUAGCAAGUCGCAGCGAGGUGAUGAUGUUCUGCCGCAUCGCCAUGGACAUGUGCGCCACGCCGGCCGUUGACUCGCCGCCGCCAGACUCGCAGCGCCUCUGCGAGAUGUUUGACGAAGCGACCCUGCGCGAGCGGCUCGGCGAGUAUGACCCGCUCGUGCGACACAAGGACGAGCUCGAGGAGCCGUGCCCUUCCGUUUCCGCCGUUUUUGUGCGAGAGCCUGCGACGGGCCGACUGGUCCUCGAUCAAGAUGCAAAAGUGCUGGACCGCAGCGACUGCAGCGGCACGGGCAGCGGCAGCAGCCACGUCGCCGAGUGUCGACCAACCACUACCGCAACCGGGGCGGGCACCUCCCGACACUCCUCCACUCCAUUCGACGGCUGCAGACGCGCAGGUGUACGCCUCGACCGAGGGCGAACCCAGCGUCCACGAGCCACAAUGUCCAAUUCCUGUGUCCAAGUGAAUACUGGACCGAGUCGCGCCGAUUGA